CGGACUUAUAUCCGCUGUUUACUUUCGUCAAGCAAUUUUCUUCUUAUAUUGAUUCUUUUGAAUCAAUUGACUCGAAGAAAUUCAAUCCCCAAGAAUAUACAAAUAAAACACAGAGAGAGAGAGAGAGAGAUCUUUCGAUGCUCUAAAUUUUCAAGUUGAAUUUUAGAGUACAAAAUUUUCUGGGUUUUUUCUUGAUUUUGAAGCUGAUAAUCAAGAUGGGUAGAUCGGAUGAGAACUUUCCAGGCGUGAUCAGGCCUUCAAACAUUCAAGGUGGCUUGACGGCUGCAGGACCCUGGCAAACUAGGAGGGCACUGGGUACAAUCAAUAGGAAUAUAAUUGCACCUCCCCCUUAUACAUGUACUGCCCACGAGAGAGGUGUUUUAAAAGAGAAAAAUUCUGAUGGAAAUAAGAAUCCUGCCAUUCCCAUUCAUCGACCAGUCACUAGGAAGUUUGCUGCACAAAUGGCUGGCAAUCAGCAGCAGCAAUCUAUUGAGGAAGUCAAGCCAUCUCUCCAACCAGUUUCUAAUGCACGGAAAUCUGAAGACUGCCUUAAUAUUGAUGCAGCAGACGAGGCCACGGGUGACUUCGAAAUGCCAAUGUUCGUUCAACACACAGAAGCUAUGCUGCAAGAAAUUGAUCGAAUGGAUGCUGAAGUUGAAAUGGAAGACAUUGAUGAUGUGGAGGAGCCAGUUGUGGACAUAGACAGUGGUGAUAAGAAAAAUCCACUUGCAGCAGUCGAGUAUAUUGAUGAUAUAUACACGUACUAUAAGAAGACAGAGAGUUUAAGCCGCGUCCCACCAAAUUAUAUGACACAGCAAUUUGAUAUUAAUGAAAGGAUGAGAGGUAUUCUCAUUGAUUGGCUGAUUGAGGUGCAUUACAAGUUCGAGCUGAUGGAUGAGACCUUAUAUUUAACUGUCAAUCUCAUCGAUAGAUUUUUAGCAGUACAUCCAGUCGUGAGAAAGAAACUCCAGCUCAUUGGGGUGACAGCUAUGCUUCUCGCUUGCAAAUAUGAAGAAGUUACUGUUCCUAUCGUGGAAGAUCUCGUAUUGAUUUCUGAUAGAGCUUACUCUAGAAAGGAAGUUCUAGAUAUGGAGAAAUUAAUGAUCAACACCCUUCAGUUCAAUCUUUCAGUGCCGACUCCUUAUGUUUUCAUGAUACGAUUUCUCAAAGCUGCUCAAUCUUAUAAAAAGUUGGAGCUGCUAGCCUUCUUUUUGAUUGAAUUGUGCCUGGUUGAGUACGAGAUGCUUAGAUUCCCAUCCUCUUUACUAGCGGCCGCUGCUAUUUUUACUGCUCAAUGUACUUUCAAAGGAUCGACAGAGUGGAGCAAGACUUGCCAGAAGCAUACAAGAUACAUCGAGGACGAGCUUCUGGAUUGUGCCAAACUCAUGGUAUGUUUCCACCAGAAGGCAGGCACCGGGAAGCUUACUGGCGUCUACAAGAAAUACAGUACAUGCAAAUAUGGGUAUGCAGCUAAAGCAGAACCUGCUGUUUUUCUGUUAGAAUGUGAAAAAGAAUUUAUGGGUUGACAGUGGUGAAGUAACUUGCUUCGAUGCAACAGAUAAAUUUGGGUUGGGCUUUGGGGUGCAAUUGAGCAACAUACAGUUGCCCUUGGGUGGUGGUUUCAGUGGUUUCAGAUCAAUGGUUUUUGAUGAAUUUGUUUGUGUUUAGUUUGAUAGUAUGUCUCUGAAGUUCAUUUUUGAGGUUUCACAUGGAACAUAUCGCUUAAGUCUUGUUUCGUCGAAACUAUUUCUGGUUUAUCUGAUAUCCUAAUCAGUUUGUUUGUUCAA
Messenger RNA from Olea europaea var. sylvestris, 1787 nucleotides. RefSeq names its product cyclin-B2-3-like. NCBI's taxonomy places the organism in Eukaryota, Viridiplantae, Streptophyta, Magnoliopsida, Lamiales, Oleaceae. Bases 216 to 1526 code for a protein of 436 amino acids. Gene Ontology annotation, biological process: mitotic cell cycle phase transition; regulation of cyclin-dependent protein serine/threonine kinase activity. The record is from RefSeq and is a predicted model, not a curated record. The transcript has 12 exons. Gene Ontology annotation, molecular function: cyclin-dependent protein serine/threonine kinase regulator activity. Gene Ontology annotation, cellular component: nucleus; cyclin-dependent protein kinase holoenzyme complex; centrosome.